This is a messenger RNA of Capronia coronata CBS 617.96, 426 nucleotides long. RefSeq lists its product as uncharacterized. The coding region runs from base 1 to 426 and encodes 141 amino acids. Gene Ontology annotation, molecular function: carbon-sulfur lyase activity. NCBI's taxonomy places the organism in Eukaryota, Fungi, Ascomycota, Eurotiomycetes, Chaetothyriales, Herpotrichiellaceae. The transcript has 3 exons. The record is from RefSeq and is a predicted model, not a curated record.
AUGCCGACCGGGAGCUGUUUCUGCGGAAACAUCAAAAUCGAAUAUUCCGGAGAGCCUGCAAUGAUCGCACUGUGUCAUUGUGCAGACUGUCGCAAGAUCUCGGGCGGUCUGUACAGCUAUAACGUUGUCGUCCCGAGCUCCAAUUUCAAGAUCACCGCAGGGAAACCCAGCGAGAUCUCCAAGACGGCUGAUACAGGCAAGCCUAUCACCAACUGCUUCUGUCGUGAUUGUGGUACAACAUUGUUCCGAUAUGGCGACACUUUCGGCGGUGUCGAUGGAAUGAGGCUCAUCAAGGCCGGCAUCCUAGACGACAUCACGGUGAUUAACGACCAAAAGCCCGGUGCUGAGUUUUUUGCUCCUCAGCGGGUGGAAUGGGUGGCGGCCAUUGAUGGAGCGGGCCAAGUUGAGGCAAUGCCGCCGUCCUGA